UACACAAAAUGGCACCACUUUACGACAUCGUAAUCUUCGGCGCAUCCGGUUUCACCGGAAAACACGUACUCAAAGAAGCCCUCAAGUUUCUUUCACCCAACUCACCUCUCACCUCACUAGCUUUAGCCGGUAGAAGCUCUUCCAAACUCACCGAAACCUUGAAAUGGGCCUCCAAAACCCACCCCACCAUCCCCAUCCUUGUUGCGGACACUUCUGACCCACCAUCUCUCCGCCGCAUGGCUUCACAAGCUAAGCUCGUACUCAACUGCGUCGGCCCGUUUCGUCUACACAGUGAGCCCGUUGUUGAUGCAUGUGUUGAAGCGGGCUGCGACUACUUGGAUAUUUGUGGCGAACCGGAGUUUAUGGAGAGGAUGGAAGCGGUUUAUUAUGAGAGGGCGGUAGAGAUGGGUAGUUUGGUGGUUUCGGCUUGUGGGUUUGAUUCGCUUCCGGCUGAGUUGGGGUUGAUGUUCAAUUUGAAGCAGUGGGUUUCGCCUAAGGUGCCUAACCGGGUUCAAGCGUACGUGAGUCUUGAGUCGGGGAAAGGGCUUGUGGCUAAUUUUGCCACGUUUGAGUCGGCGGUUUUGGGGACGAGUAAUGCUGAUAAGUUGGCUAAGUUGCGACGGUCUGCACGUAGAAGAGCUCGACUUUCGAUUCCUGGUUAUGCUCCUCCUAAAGGACCACUCAUAGAACAUCAAAAAAAGCUCGGACUCUGGGCCGUGAAACUCCCAUCCGCCGAUGCAACUGUCGUUAGAAGAUCACUCUCAAUACUCACAAACAACCCCAGUGGCCUUCAAGGAGUCAGUGAGGAUCCUACACAUGCAGUAACACGUGCAGCUUUUUGGUCAAACAUUAAACCUGCCCAUUUUGUAGUAAAGAUUGGCACCAAGAAUCUUGCGGGAAUCCUCCGAUACAUCGCAGUAGGGUUAUCGAUUGGGCUGCUGGGAAGGUUCUCUCUUGGGAAGUGGCUUCUGCUGAAUUUCCCGUGGAUUUUCAGCCUAGGCCUUUUCAAGAAGAAUGGCCCGACCGAUGAGGAGAUAGCCAGCGCAAGCUUUAAGAUGUGGUUCUUGGGCCAUGGGUUCAGUGAUGCCAGUCAUGUUUCUGACAAGCCGAAUACAGAAAUCAUUACAAGAGUCAUGGGGCCUGAGAUUGGGUAUGUCACAACACCGAUCAUUUUGGUACAAUGUGCACUGACAGUUUUAAAACAUCGCGGGGAUCUACCAAAAGGCGGUGUUUUUCCUCCAGGGAUCGUUUUCGGUCCAACUGAUCUUCAGGAUCGGUUGCAAGAGAAUGGUAUUUCGUUUGACGUGGUUUCAAAGAGUUAUAUAUGAGUACCUCUAGUAAAAUGUGAUAAAUAACACUUGUAAUACAACCGUUUCAAAAGAAUAAUUUAAAGUU
Messenger RNA from Helianthus annuus (common sunflower), 1395 nucleotides. RefSeq names its product probable mitochondrial saccharopine dehydrogenase-like oxidoreductase At5g39410. The transcript is spliced from 2 exons. Gene Ontology annotation, cellular component: lipid droplet; mitochondrion; plasma membrane. NCBI's taxonomy places the organism in Eukaryota, Viridiplantae, Streptophyta, Magnoliopsida, Asterales, Asteraceae. Gene Ontology annotation, biological process: glycolipid biosynthetic process. The record is from RefSeq and is a predicted model, not a curated record. The coding region runs from base 9 to 1328 and encodes 439 amino acids.